AUGUCGGUUAGAUAUUCAUGGUUCGGAGCUGUGCUCGGAUACGUGGUACAGACCAAAUGUCUUUCAAUUAUACAAUCUAAGUUAUUAGUACGAAGUUUAGCUAAGAUGGGUUAUCAAAAUUCAAAAAAUCCUCCGUCUCGUGAAGAAACAAGUUAUAUACUUACAAUAUAUUUGACAUUCAUUUAUUGUGUCUCAUUAUUAUUUGUAUUACCAUUAUCUCAAUUUAUUUGUGAUAGAAUAUCUGCUAUACGAAUGGCUACAGAUAUUUCUACUUCUACUUCUAAUUAUGAGAUUGAAAUUGAAACCGUUUUAGAUAAUAAUGUUAACAGUCAUAACAAUAAUAGUAAUAUUAAUUGUAAUAAUCGUAAUAGUAAUAAUGGUAUUAGCACGGAUAUAGAAGAAGGUAGAGAAGAAGAUUCUUCUAUUGAGAUGGAUCUUUUAAAUGACAAUUCUGUACCUCCUCCAAGGAAUGUAGUCAUUGCACACAAUAUGACACCAAGAAAUGAUCAUAAUACAGUAUCGUAUUUAGGAAAACUUACAGUAUUAGCAUUUUGUCUCAUAGUACCUAUUUUCACUUACAAUUAUGCAUUAUCGUUAUCUCCAGCAUUUGAUGUAUCUUUGAUUCAAAAUACAGCUGUAUUUGAAAUUAUCUCUUUAUUAAUGGGAGUUUGUAAUAUUUCUCGUAAAAAGAGUCUCUUUAAGAAUUUUUUAGUCAUGAUGAGUGCAUUAAUUGGUAUAUUAAUUGUUUCUUAUACUAAAGCCACAUGUGAUUUAUUAUCAGGGAAACUUACCAUCAAUAAACAUACAGGUGAAGUUGCUGAUCCUUUCCUAUUUGAUAGAUUAAAAGCAGGUUUAAUAUGUGGUCUUGGAUCUCUAUUAUUCGGUCCAUUUGCUGUAUUAUGGCAUCGUUGGUUUGGCAUGUCAUACAUGCAUAGUCUAACAAAUAUUCCUCAUGUAGAAAAAUAUUUAUUUAGACAAAGUACUCAUGUAUCAUUGAUUGGUACUCUUUGUAUUUUUAUGCUUUUACCAUUCAUUCCAAAUUUAGCCAAUUCAUUCCAAAUUAUUUCAUAUUUAUAUAUGGAUAAAUUCUUUUGGGUAACAAUAAUGGGUUCUAUCUUAUUUGGUACAUUACCAAAUUUAUUCUCAAUUAUUAUCUUAACAAAUGAAUAUCCACCUGAAUAUAUUACUACAUGUAAUUUGGGUGCAAUCGUAUUUAUGGGUUUAGCUGAUUGGAUUACAGAAUCUGGACAAACUACCAUUAUACAAUGGGAAGUUAUUGGAUACAUGAUACUUGCAUCAAGUUGUAUAUAUUUAUCCAUCUCACUUAAGUGA
Molecule: messenger RNA, 1332 nt
Organism: Maudiozyma saulgeensis
Lineage: Eukaryota; Fungi; Ascomycota; Saccharomycetes; Saccharomycetales; Saccharomycetaceae
Source: the annotation of a GenBank genome assembly